Thunnus maccoyii (southern bluefin tuna) is the source of this 3235-nucleotide messenger RNA. RefSeq names its product flocculation protein FLO11-like. The record is from RefSeq and is a predicted model, not a curated record. The transcript has 11 exons. The coding region runs from base 1 to 2856 and encodes 951 amino acids. NCBI's taxonomy places the organism in Eukaryota, Metazoa, Chordata, Actinopteri, Scombriformes, Scombridae.
AUGAUGUCAUCCACCUCUCCAGUGGCCUCGUCCUCCACGCGGAUGAUAGCAGCCGCUGUUGAGAGAGUUUCAGCAAUAGUCACACUGAUCGCACUUGAAACGUUUCUCAUUCUUGUGGGUCUUCUGGUGUUGGAUGAGAGCGUAUCGCUCAUGAAACACAGCAUCACAGAUGUGCAUCUUCAUGGUGCCGCUCUGAGUGAAGCGAGCGUGGCAGAUGUAGCACUCAUACGGCUUCUCACCUGCACCAGAGAGGAGGGUGUUUGCAACGGUGCCUCAGCAACAGAGCCAAGGCAACAGAGCUCCACGGCAACAGCGUGCCGUGUCUCCCCAAUGGAGCUGCCAUUGGGCGGACCAGCGCUCAGGCACUACACCCAGAGCAGACCGAGACCACACCGACAAAAACUGAACUAUCGUCCCAGUAGACCGCAGGAGACAAUAAUUGAGAGUGAAAAUGAAGUCCUUGAGCUCAUGGGGCGAGUGGAUGAAGGAGUUGAAGAGUUCUUUACUAAGAGAGUACUUCCUGCUGAUACACUGAAAAAGCAAGAUGAGGAAUCUAUCACAGUGCACGAAGUGGCUCCUGCCAGCUCUGCCCCUUGUCCGCCCCCAACAAAAACCCUCAGGAGGAAGCUCGGUGAUUUCUUUACACUCAGAAAGAGGCGAGGUCUGAAAUCAGAGACGAGCCAUGAGGGGCGACCCAAAAAGGCCUCCAUUGCCGAUCUCAUUCGCCCUCUCAGGGAGGUCGCCAGAGCCGAGAAAGAAAAAGAUAAAGAGAGAGUCAAGGAACAUGAUAAGGAGAACGAAAAGGAGAAAGCGAAAGAACAUCCCGGCGCUGUCACUGGAGAAUCAGCUGUUCAGGAGACACCUGUUUCUGGUGCUCCGCCGCUGAGGGGUGAAGCGGUGCCUCCCCGCCGGGCUCUCAGAGAGGGGAAGUCCCAGUCUCUUAUUCUGCUGUCUGGAUCAGCAGCAGCAGCAGGGUCUACUAAUGCCAGAAACACUGCAAAGAAACAAUUCGAAGGCCAACAUAGCUUUGAACAGAAACUCCAUCUCAUGCUUCAACGUAUUGGAGUUUCCAAAGCCCAGCCAGGAGAGACACAGAAUCAGGAGGGAGAGAUGAAAAAGGCAGAAUCUGAAGGUACUAUCAUUGACAGUAAACCUGAACCACCCCCAACUUUCACAAAACCCAGAACGAUGUCAGCGUCAUCAGAUACAAGGCAUCAAAUUCGACCAAGUGUGUCAGCACACGAGUCAGCCGGGAAACCUGCUUUGCUUCCAAAGCCAGUUAUAAAGCCAGGUCCGCCCCCUACAACAUCUGGCCGCAACACACCUGAGAACGAGCUAGCCCAAAUACAAGAAGGGGAGACGAACACGCCCACUAAACUCAGUCCAACUGCAGCUCCGUCUGCCCUCAGUGCUACCACUACUCCCACUGUACCGACAAUCUCAGACUCAGUCCCUGACUCAACUAAUGUUACUACUUCCCCUUCAAGUACUGUAACUCCCUCUGACACAGAUAUAUGCACUGACUCUGUUGACGCUACUGCAGCAGCUACAACACCCACGAAUGUUACAGAGCUUGACAGAAAAGCUUCCGUCUCCGAAGCUAGUGCUACUACCGCCGAACUACCCACCCCGACCUUCCUGACAACCCUGACAAGCACCACCACACCCACAGAGCCCCCUGCCCCUGUCUCAGUUACUUCCACUCUCUCUGAGUCCAUUACUCCGAGUCUCUCUGUCACUUCCAGCUCAACAACAACAAUAACUUCCAUUACCACCUCGGAAGCUGUUUCUGCUCCCAGCAAUGAAAGCUCGGUUUCCACAGUGUCAACAAAUCUGUCAACUAAAUUGACUUUGCCAGAGUCAAAUGGUUUUCUCUCAGUUGGUAGUGGUGCAGCUAUUUCUGUCAUCACCACUGUAGGCACCAGCGUGUCCGAUACACCAUCAGACUCCUCUACCAGUUCAGUUACUGUAGCUAGUGAUGAUUUCACUUCAGUCUCUGCCACCUCCACUAUCUCUGUAACUUCAGUUUCGUCAGUUACUAAAACUACAUCCCUGCCUCCUAACUCAAGUGAUACCAUUACAACUCCAGUUUCACCUGACACCCCUGUUACCAGUUCCUCCACCAUUGUUUCUCCUGCCCUUCCUUCCACUAGCGCCACCUCUUCCACCACCGCUACCAGCCCAACAUCCACCGACUGCAUUAACUCUACUUCCGCCAUUACUCACCCAGCCAUCCCUAGCCCCGCUGACAUCUCCGUCCCCUCCACUUCUUCCAGUGAAACAAACCCCACAGAUACCACCACCACCACCAACGCCAGUUUAACAACAGCAGCUGCAGUUAGCUCCCCACUCAUGACUGACUCAGACCUGCCUGACCCUAACAACGACAGCGCUACCCUCACACCAACUAUCUCUAGCCUCCCUGCUACUGAUAACUCAAGUGCUACUUCUCACCAUUUGACCAGUGCAGCGCCCUCUAAUGAUAGUCCAGGCCAAGAUAAUGAUUUACAGACACAUCCUGAAGAAAGAUCCAGUCUGGAGCCUGCAGUAAAGGGUACAGCAGAUGAGGAGCUUGAGGUGGUUCAAAAGAGCAAGCAAACUGAGAAAAAUGAAAGCAAGACAGUCAUCGACGGUGAGAAGGAGAGUGAGAAUUAUAACGAGAAACCAGCUGAAGUCAACAGCGAAGUGACAAAGAAAGUAGUGCAGGAAGAAAGCGUGAAACCUGAAGAAGUCACAGUGACAACAGAAGUGGGGACGGCUCAACCUGCAUCAGGGAAGGAGGGUUUACUGUUUAGCAACGAGGAAGCGAUAAAGGGUCAGAAUCAAGAAGAAACUAAGGCAGUGGACGAGAAGUAAUUCAGAAAUCAAGAAAUUGCUAAAUAUGGGACCAACUACUGUGACGGGGGCAGGAGAGGCCACAGUAAAGGGUAAAAGGGGCGGAGGGUGGGGAGGGCAAGGGGAGGGGGGGGACGAUCCAUGGCACUUCCUACAGGGACCACCACAUUACAGCAGCACACCACAAAGGGUGGGCCACUGGACCAAAGAACUGAGAUCCCCUUGGUGUGAUGUAAUCAACAAAUCCAGCAGUGUCUUUGUCCUUUUUUAACUUCUGUUUGAAUUUUGCAUUGCACGUAUGAUUAUGUACCAUAAGACAACUACUGUGGUAAAAUACACCAUGUUUACAAUAGAUGGAUAAGAGACAUAGUUAUGACUAUUAAAUGGAAUAUUGAAUUGA